Pantherophis guttatus is the source of this 2518-nucleotide messenger RNA. RefSeq names its product ARF like GTPase 9 (gene ARL9). Gene Ontology annotation, molecular function: GTP binding; GTPase activity. The record is from RefSeq and is a predicted model, not a curated record. Lineage: Eukaryota; Metazoa; Chordata; Lepidosauria; Squamata; Colubridae.
CGUCGCCGAUCUUGUCCCGCCCUGCCCUGCCCUGCCCUGCCCUGCCCGAGCUCUUUUCUCCCGGGGGUCAUGGCGGGCAGCCUGCGGCAAUUCGCCUUCGUGGGCACGGCGGUUGCCGUCACCGGUGGGGUCGCUUACGCCCUUUGGCGCAAUUACCAAUCCACCCAAGAGCCUCCGGGACGCGAAGAUCAGCAGUCUCGGCUCCGGCUCGGGGUGCAAGAAGGAGGCACAGGCCCGCCGGCGGGACAGGAUAAACCAUCCAACAAGCAAAUAUUGGUUCUAGGCUUAGAUGGGGCUGGAAAAACCAGUGUUCUCUAUUCACUAGCAACUAACCAUGUAAAGCGCAACACAGUUCCCACCAAAGGUUUCAAUGCAGUGUGUGUCAAUACAGAGGAAACAAAGAUGGAAUUCCUAGAAAUUGGGGGCAGUGAGUCUUUAAGAGAGUAUUGGAAGAUGUAUAUGCCGAGAGUCCUGCUGCUGAUCUAUGUUGUAGACUCAGCAGAUCAUGAACGCUUCCCAGUUGCAAAAACACUUCUUCAUCAGUUGGUCCAGAAUAAUUCUACGUUGCCAGUAAUGAUUCUAGCCAAUAAGCAGGAUCUUGCAGAUGCAUAUUGUAUCACAGACAUUCAUGACGCUUUGGCUUUAUCUGAAAUUGGAGACGAAAGGAAGAUAUUUCUGAUUGGCACACAUGUGGCAAAGGAAGGCUUAGAGAUCUCUUCCGGCUUGAAAGAUACCCGGGAACUGAUUACACAGCUGGUGUCAGAAAUUCUGUGAUAAUGAGACGGAAUGGAAUGCCAUAAUAGGGGACAUGCAAUAGCAACUAUGAGUAGCGUCUCUUCUAAUCUUGAUGGCGAUCAAACCCCAGAUACAGAAUUGCUAUGAAAAUGGUUUUGAAAUGGAAAGAAAUGAUGUUUUGUUUAGAAGUGCUUUAGCAGAAAAGAAGGGUAGUACGCUCUGAGAGCCCAACAUUUCUAUAUAUAAUAUGUAUUUCUUUUUCUAGGUUUCAUAUUUGAUCACUCCUUCAAUUUCAAUGCAUAUUUCUGUGUCAGCUUUCCUUUAAAAAAAAAAAAAACUAUUGUGUAGCAUUUCAGAGGAGGCCAAAGUUUCUAGCCUGGCUAAAUACUGAUUAUCUCUUAUAUAUAGGGCAUAGAGAAAAUAUUAUACCUUAUGAGUGUUUUAGGGACUAGAGAUUUCAUGUUCAAAUAACUGUAGAGGUUAUAAAUUAUUUUCAUACUUGAGAAAAAUUUAAUGGAAUAUAUACCUAUACCUAUACCUAUUCCUGAUCUUUCUUUGGGACACUCCAAGGAAGAAUAAUUAAGCAGAACUACUCCACAGUUUUCUUAGUAUUAUCUCAGUUUUGUUCAUUAACAGUAUUGCUGAAUUCAAUCCUGGAAUUAAAAAAAUAGGAUAUAGUAUUGAUACUUUGGACUUUGAAGUUCGAGGAGGCCUCUGGAAAUACGAUUAGACAAGAAAACAAAUUUAUGGUUUACAGAAAAAUCUAAAGCCCUCACUUGAGGCACAAAUGACCAAAUUCAAAUUCUAUUUUAAACAUAAGAUGGACCAUUGAGAAGUCUAUAAUGCUGGAAAAUGUUGAGGAAAAAAGACGAUAAUUGGCAGCAAAGAUGAUGGACUUGAUUACAGAAGUGAUUGGGCACCAUUGGAAGGUCUAAAUGUUAGGGACAGAAAACAUCCUGGAAAAAGUCUAGGAGAUACAAACAUCUUAAUCUCCACUACCUGUAAACUGCAUGCCCACAUUUCACCAACUUAAGUAUGUGUUCAGUUAGCAUCUCCUUUAAAAUUUGGUUCUACCAAUUUCUUCACUAAUGUUUAUUUACUGUUUAAUCCCUCAGAGUCAUAUUUCUAAAAUUAAGAGAAAUGAGAUCUUGUUCAAAACUGGCUUUUCAAUCAAAUGACCAAAUUCCAAGGCCAGUAUUAAUAAUAGGAGGAGAUUUUAAUGGUAGCAUAGGAGCCAAUGAGACCGUGCUCCAGCAUUUUAACAUCCCAGACUUCUGCCUAAUCGGGUUGGUUCAUUGGAAAUCUAAAGAUAAAAAACAUUGAUAUGGAGAAUGAGAGAGAAUUGAUAUGAGAAUGAAUAGAGAGGGGUUUGCUUCAAUUGAUAAAAUUUGCCCUGAAGGUCUUCAUAGGUCUACUCCAGGUGAUAGGGUAAACUCACCUUUUUGGGACUCUAGAGGAACUUGUGUUGUAGAGUUCAUGCUGAUUUCUGAAGAUUCAGUCCCUUACUGUUUAAAUUUUAGUAUUAACUUCCAUCUUGACAGUAAUCACUUAUCCAUUAAUAGAUUCCUUUUCCUUGAGUCUACAGAAUGAAGACAACUGCCCCUCAAUUUUGCCCCAUCUGCUUUGUCACUCAUCUGAUAGGUACCAGACAAUACAGUCUAGUACAGUGUUUCUCAAAGUGUGAUCCUUUCAGGAGUCUGCAAAAUCAAAAUUAUGUGACAGUUUAUGUUGAAAAACAAUACGCUUAUUAAAAUGCCAUCAAAUGAAAUGAAGCAGUUAACAG